This is a messenger RNA of Puntigrus tetrazona (Sumatra barb), 5101 nucleotides long. RefSeq names its product olfactomedin-like 2Ba (gene olfml2ba). The coding region runs from base 324 to 3020 and encodes 898 amino acids. The record is from RefSeq and is a predicted model, not a curated record. Lineage: Eukaryota; Metazoa; Chordata; Actinopteri; Cypriniformes; Cyprinidae. The transcript is spliced from 8 exons. Gene Ontology annotation, biological process: signal transduction.
GCUGCUAUGGAUGCGUGCGCGCAACGUUCCGCGUGCGUCUCUCCAUCCAGCCCUCUCGUUUCAGCUCAAAUGUCACGUCACUCCUGCUUCUCCUCAAACCAGUUUCACGCUGAGGACCGGGCACCUGCCCUCAUCUGGACUUCACCUCUUCUGGACUUUUGCAAAAAAACCUCAUUCCGUUUCGGUCAUUUCACCUGGAGGGCAGUGCGAAUGGAGAUCUGUUUGACUGUUUGUCGUCUUUGAAGAGGAAAAAAAGUCCGAUCCGCGAGCGCGAGCUACACCGGCGCACGUUUAACAGGAUUAAUCCACACACCUUGCGCGCGAUGACUGCGACGGGGAUUUGGUGCGUUUUGUGGCUCGUGGCAUUCGCCCUCGCUUCAGCCGCUCCGAAAUCGCACCAGCGGCUUGUGGAGAACACGAAUGAACAGAACGACACUUUGCAGGUUGAAAGAGACAAUCAAGAAAAUAUAUUAAGUCAGCUGCUGGGUGAUUAUGACAAAGUGAAAGCGCUUUCGGAAGGCUCUGACUGUGGCUGUAAAUGUGUUGUCAGACCUCUGAGCGCGAGCGCGUGCCAGCGGAUUCGAGACGGUCACGCGACGCCUCAGGAUUUCUACACGGUGGAGACCAUCGCCUCAGGACCCCACUGCAAAUGUGCAUGCGUCGCGCCGCCGUCGGCUUUAAACCCCUGCGAGGGCGACUUCCGCUUGAAGAAGCUGCAGCAGGCUGGGAAAGAUAAUAUCAAGCUGUCAACUGUACUGGAAUUGCUGGAGGGUUCCUUCUAUGGCAUGGAUCUAUUAAAACUGCACUCGGUCACCGCAAAGCUUCUGGAUCGCAUGGAAACAAUAGAAAAAAUGGUUUUGAACAACCAGACCGAGGAGAAGCCGAACACAAGCAGCACCUCUCCAAAUCCGCAGCCGCCCACAUCUUCUUCUACGACUCUACUGCCUCCACAAACGCAGGAGAAGAGGACCAGUCUGAGGGAGCAGAAUGACGAGGCAGCUGCUUUUCAACACAUAGAGAGUAAAUAUGAGGAAAAGUUUGUGGGGGAUCUCCUGAAGAGCAGCAGAUCAGAUCUAAACAAGGCUGUUGCAGCUUUGCAAGAACAAGAGCGCCAAGGAAGGGAGAAGCAACCGAAAAUAAUUGUUAGGGGGAUCACAUACUAUAAAUCUGACCCAGUGGAUGAGCCAGACACAGAGGAGAACUAUGAAAAUCACAGCGGUGACAGCCCAAUCGAUCUCUUUGCUGACGAGCAGCUUCUUCAUCACAAAGCUCGCCACUUUAGGCCGGUCAUCAAAGCGUGGUCUGUCCGCCCAAAACCCAAGAGCGAAGUCUCAAAAAUGGGAGAUGACUUUCAAACCCCAUUUACUGGACUGUUGGACUCUGCUUUGCCAAUUAAAACGCCUACUGAACCAAUAUCCGUUCAGACUCAAACCAGUCGUUCCACCACAAACAACUCUACAGGAGAUGAAAGAACCACACAGACACCUGCUGUGAUGGAUAAUUUGAAGGUCACCAUCCACAAGGAGCAUGUUAUACCUCAAACCAUCAUCAAAAAAAAGGAGGGAAGCAACAAGGAGCCCUCAACUCCAUCUGUAAGACAAGCUCAAAACAUGCUGGUCAGGUCAUCCAAUCUGGGCCACAUAAAAACACAUGAGUCAGUCACAGCAGCUGCUGCUAAAGUGGUGGGUGCAGAGCCAACCCUGACAGAGAUUACCACCAACGGGACUGUUGAAAAGAAAACAUCUGUAUCUCCUGUGAUAGAAAAUGGAAUUGUUACCAAGGAAAAUCUGAAAGAAAAUGCUUCAGCGCCUUCAAUGGAGAGUUUAACUCAAAGCACGUUUAGGAGGAUAACAUCAUUACCACCAACUCCUCAUUCAGACUCUAUAACGGUCACAGAAGGCUCGUUGAGAUCAACUGCUCAGACGAGAGCCGCUACCACCACUGUGAUGUCACCUCAUGUCAUUGAAAGCAAGAGAGGCUCAAUUACCCACUUACCCAAGAUGACUCCUAAACAGACAUUGACCUCAGUGCCGUCUGUGAUGACCACCACAAAAACUUCCACAAUGGCAACUACAACCACAAGCAAACCUGGUAAACGUAAAUAUAGCAUAAGCUGGGAUGAAGAGGAAGAGGUAGCGGUAGAAACGGAAGAAAUGGAAAGAGAGAAAGCUGUAAAAACUCUGGUUAAAGAGAAAGUGGUGGAGGGACCUCAAAAGAAGCCAGGAAUGUGUAAAGACACUUUGGCCACAAUCUCAGAGCCCAUCACACACAAUACAUACGGUCGUAAUGAGGGCGCUUGGAUGAAGGAUCCACUGGCUCGAGAUGACAAGAUCUAUGUCACAAACUAUUACUAUGGCAACAACCUUCUCGAAUUCCGCAACAUGGAGGUCUUCAAACAAGGUCGCUUCACCAAUUCUUACAAGCUGCCUUAUAACUGGAUCGGCACGGGUCACGUGGUCUACAAUGGUUCUUUCUAUUACAACCGCGCAUUCUCUCGAGAUAUUAUUAAGUACGACCUACGGUUGCGUUACGUGGCUGCCUGGAACAUGCUGCAUGAUGCGGUGUUCGAUAAUGACGACGUGUCCGAGUGGAGAUGGAGAGGAAACUCUGACAUGGAUCUGGCCGUCGACGAAAGCGGACUUUGGGUGAUCUACCCAGCGCUGGACGACGAAGGCUUCUUGCAGGAAAUGAUCGUGUUGAGCCGCCUGAACCCCAUUGAUCUAAGCAUGAAGCGUGAAACCACGUGGAGGACCGGGCUUCGACGCAAUCGGUACGGCAACUGCUUCAUCGUAUGCGGCGUUCUGUACGCGACGGAUAGCUACAAUCAGCAGGACACCAAUUUGUCCUACGCCUUCGACACCCACACUAACACUCAGGUGAUCCCUCACCUGCCUUUCAGCAACAACUAUACAUACAUCACUCAGAUCGAUUACAACCCUAAAGAGAGGGUCCUGUACGCUUGGGAUAACGGACAUCAGGUCACGUAUAAUAUUCAGUUUGCGUAUGUAGACCCACUGUAGACCAGAGCAAGUGCGUCCUUUGCACAAAGUAGAAUAAACCGUAAACGUGUUCAAGUGGAUUGUGGAUCAGUUCACUCAGCUUUUCUUAACUUCAUUUAGUUUAUUGUACUUAUUAAUGUGCCGUUAUGUUUUCGAAAUGUAAAAACUGACCCAUAUUGUUACAUUUAUGCUGAAAACCAAGAAAAGCAACUUCCUUAACGGGAUUUCUGAUCACCCAAAUGCUGCAGCUAUACAAGCUUUGCAGGUUGCGUUGAGGCCCACUUCUUUAGACAUUGUCGCUUGCUUUUGCACUAUGAAAAUGAACCUCUUAAUGUUUAUAGCUAUACCUCUCCUAAGGCUAGCAGAGUUUUUGAGGCAUCGUAUUCUUAAAUCCAGUAGAAUACAUUGUAUAUACUGUAAUAUAAAAGCUAAAACAUUGGAUCGAUGAAUGUAAAAAAUACAAUUCGUAUUUUCAAACGUAUCGCAAAGCUGUUUUUUUUUUAUUUUACGAGCUGUCACUCGCAUAUGUGAUAAAAUUUUAAAUUGUAAAAACAUUUGCAAUUGCAUCUUUUCAGUAAAACGAGUAGACAGUGUUUUGGGCACAUUUUCAGUGUGUUGUUUGUUUCAGCAACAAGUUUGAUACGUUUUAUCAAUGUAAUCUUUUUAUGCAUAUUUUAUUGCAAUUUCAUUUCAUCUUUUAGAACUUAAGAAAUUCAAAUCUCAGAAAACGGCUGCAAUAAAAUGGGUUGAAAUAAGACAUUUGGCUCCGGUUGUCCUUUCAUAGUAAAGAUGUCAAGUGAAAGUGUGUUAUCAGCAUAGAUCUUACUGGUCACUUAGUGUAGAUGAGAGCAAAGUGCUACACCGUAAACCCCUUGAUCCGCAGAGCUAAAUCCGGACAAACAAAACACAUCAGCCAUACUUUAACCCUAAAACACUGUUUACCCCAGUCUUUGAAAUGACCUAUAAUCAGCACUUUACAGCGCCUCAGACCCCACAUUUACACAAACCUUCAAUUUCAGAGAGCAAACUCAGACUGACAUAAGGCUCUGUCCUAAAAACAAAAGAUGCACACGAAUCACCCACGACCUUGAGUCCAGUGUUUAUUUCUUUGCAUUGUAACAAAACGGCUUUCAUCGCCAUCAAUCUUUGCGAAAAUGCAGAAAUUAAUUAUAUAAAAAACAAAAACGCUGCCAGAAAGAAAAAUAAACGAGACAAUUCUACUGUGAUGCCAAGGACAAAAUGUGAAAUUCUCACUAAAAAUACUAAUAAAUCAUCCACAUUUUGACAAAGAUUCACCUGAGUUGAGUUUAAAAACUAAAAUUCUAAAUAUAUUUUUUUUUUCCGGUAAAGGUGAUGACGGAUGGGAAAGAAUAAGCUAACGAUCACACAGAUUACUGACUGAUAAUUGACUAAUCGUCAUCCUAAACAGGACAAGAAACAAGUGCACUUCUAAAUAAGCUAGAAUAGAGACAGACAUACAGUGAACAAGGACAGAUGGGAUACAAAUUACAAAUAACAAUUAGGUCUUUUCUACAACUUCAAAUGAACAGCCAGUAAUAUGUUAACAACUGUAUUUAUGUCAAGCACACCUCAUUUAAAGUGCAAUUAAGCCACUAAGAAAAACACGGAGGCAUGAAACACAUUAAAAUGAACUGACAGAUGUUGCAUAAGACCCCCAACCCCAAACUGCUAUUCCAAUUAGAAUUAGUCUAAAAUGAUUACCCUUCAAAGACCCAGCAUAGAGCAGAAGUAUUAUCUAAAUACUUUCAAAUAUAUAUUUUUCGAUAUACAUUUACAGCACCGUCCUGAAUAAUAUCAGUCAAAUGGAAAGUCAAUUACAUAGACUCAAGCGUAAAUAAUAAAUCUUCUAACUUUUCUAUUCAAUAGCAAUAUCAUAAAUCAGAAAAACAAAACUCGCUGACAAUGCAGUUUGUUUGAGGAUAGUGGUAUUAAAAAAAAAUGUGUCGCUGAACACGACCAUUAAAUGUCUACCAAAACAAGCUUGGUACAAAUAUUAAACCUUCAUAAAUAUUCAUUUGAAUUCAUUUUAAUAAACAAGCAAAGUGCAAAAAAAAAAAAAAAAAAAAAAAAAAAAAAAACAA